AUGGAUGAUGCUAAAUUUCGCCGGUUGACCGCCCAUAUUCAAGUCAUCGACAAUCUGAUUCCCUUUCCAAUAAAACUGUUCGCAACCAAACGACGUAACCUAGAUGGGCCCCACCCCAACACAGAAGAGGAUCGCCACCGCUACAAGAUCGUCGCUUUCGAAUUCCGAUAUGUCCGCGAAUUUUCCCUUCAGAGGGAAGAAAGUGCUUUUCUCUUACCGCUAGUUCGUCCACCUGUUUUACUUCCUCUAGAAAAACCCAGCAAAUACCAUCAGCCAAAAUACGCUAAAAAAUAUGCCUUGCAAAGCUGGAGAGUCUUAUACUUUGAACGAUACACACCAUUGCACACCUUGCGAGUUCCUUCAUCGUCAAUCAUCGUCGACGUGUCUACCAGGUUAAACUGCUGAAUGCUUUAUUAUUUCAUUCCAACUAUAUCAAAAGAUGGCGCAUUGUCUUUGUAGACGGACCACUUCUACUUUAUUGACCAUCGCUCUUUUCGAAUUUGACAUACAUCGGGUUAAUUUAGUAAAUGAACAGAAUAACUAAACAAGACUUUUCCCACAUUUCCAUCGAGCUUACAUUUUGAGUUGGGUAAUAUGGGUAUGGCAGCGAAUUUUAAAUUGAUAGUUUACAGUUCUGUCACUUAGCACGUAACUUGCAUACUGUCUAAAUAUUUAGAAAACCAGAAAACUAAC
This is a messenger RNA of Daphnia pulicaria, 693 nucleotides long. RefSeq lists its product as uncharacterized. The record is from RefSeq and is a predicted model, not a curated record. The transcript is spliced from 5 exons. Lineage: Eukaryota; Metazoa; Arthropoda; Branchiopoda; Diplostraca; Daphniidae. Bases 1 to 405 code for a protein of 134 amino acids.